Molecule: messenger RNA, 981 nt
Organism: Lymnaea stagnalis (great pond snail)
Lineage: Eukaryota; Metazoa; Mollusca; Gastropoda; Lymnaeidae
Source: the annotation of a GenBank genome assembly
CAGAUCAUCACGGGCCUGGUCAUCUACCCCCUGGUGUGUUUCCCCGGCGUCGUCGGCAACAUCCUGACGAUCUUCGUGCUCUCCAGGCGAAACAUGCAGACCUCGACCAACGCCUUCCUCAGCGCCCUCGCGGUGGCCGACUCCAUCAAGCUCAUCAACGACAUCCUCUACUUCUUCGUCAUCGUCUUCAUGCGCACGUCCACGCGCCUGGGCAACAUGUCCUACGGGUACCUGUACCCCUACGCGCACUUCGUGUUCAGCCUUUCGGUGUGCGUGUCGUCUUGGCUGACCGUGUCGGUGGCCGUGGAACGGUACAUCAUGGUGUGCCACCCGACCCGCGCAAGGGCGAUGUGGAGCAGGAGGCGCGCGGUCAUUCUGUGCACGCUGAUCUACGUGGUCAUGACGUCUCUCGCCCUGCCGUCGGCGCUGAGGUACAGGACGAUACGGUGCGUGGACAGGGCGACGAACGUGUCCAAGCUGGACGUGGAGCUGACCGAAAUGUGGAAGAACAAGCUGUUCGUGACGUCAUACACGUGGACGCAGAACCUCCUUCGCUCGAUUAUUCCUCUGAUCGUGCUCGUCAUCUUGAACACGUGCAUCAUAUCCGCACUGAGGCGCACCAAGGCCAAACGCCGCAAAAAUGCGCGCCACCGCGUGACCAUCAUGAUGAUCGUGGUGAUCUUGGCGUUUCUCAUCUGCAUAACCCCGGACGCCAUUCUCUCUACUGUUUUUGGGUUCGGCUACCACGAGGCCGGGUACCUUCCGAGGGGAAUACGGGAGAUCACAGACACCCUGCUGGCCAUCAAUGCCGGCGUGAAUUUCUUGAUCUACUGCGCUUUUAACCAGGUGUUUCGGAAGAGCUUUGCACACAUCUGCUGUCCCAACACGCGUCAGACCAACACGUGGAUGACGGAGCUUGACGAGUCCACAUACAGACGGCUGUCGGAGGCCAAGUCACUCUUAAUGUCCAAUAACAAUUCA